Messenger RNA from Myxozyma melibiosi, 1381 nucleotides. RefSeq lists its product as uncharacterized. The record is from RefSeq and is a predicted model, not a curated record. Bases 237 to 1259 code for a protein of 340 amino acids. The transcript is spliced from 6 exons. Gene Ontology annotation, molecular function: calcium ion binding. Lineage: Eukaryota; Fungi; Ascomycota; Lipomycetes; Lipomycetales; Lipomycetaceae.
ACCAUCUUCCUCGCCCGGCCCGAACCAGCAGCUUGCGCUCUGUUCUUGUCUUUCUGCUGCGCGCUUGGCGAUAUUCGUCACCGGCUUCAUCUAAUCCUUCAAUCAAGACUCUCGUCGCGCUCCAAGCCUCAGCCGCGCCCCACUCGAGCCGCUCGCUGCAAAACCGCAGCCACUCUUUCUCACCCGCCAUAUUUAUUCCUCUCCGCGCGCUUCUUAUCCAACCCCACCAAACAGCUAUGUCGGGCGACGGACUCCCGCCUAUGCCGACUCCGGCAGAGUUUCACGCGCAAGUCAGACCCUCCCAGCAACAGCAGCAGCAUCACAACGCGCGCCCAAAGCAAUCAUCCUCGCGUCCUGUCCAGCAGCAAAAAAUGCAGCAACAGCCUCCUCCUUCUCAUUCAUACAGUUAUCAGCAGCAGUAUCAGCAGCCCCAGCAGCCCCAGCAGCAACCUCAGCAGCCACGAUACGCGCAGCAUCAGCCCGUUCCGCCACCACUUCAUCAACAACCCCCGAUACCACAGCAACCCCAGCAACGACAGUACAACGCCUAUCAGAGCGCUCCGCAGACUUAUCAAGAACCACAGCUAUGGAAAUCCCAGCAAUAUUACCAAUCUCCGCCCCCGCAGCAGAUGGCCCAGCAGUCGCCUCCCCAUCUGACACAGCCGCGACAAGGGUCACAGGGAUCUAUCAAUCAACCGUACCAGCGACCAUCAUCAGUCAAGCCUUUUCUGCCACCGCCAUCCGCGACUCCUGCACCAGCUGAGUCAGUAAGACAGAUAUUUAGAAGUGUGGAUGUCAACAACAACGGAAGAUUAUCGGAACGAGAACUUCGGAGCGCGCUGCUGAAUUUUGAUCGCUCCAAAUUUGAUCCGACAACCGUCAAGCUCAUGUUUCAGAUGUUUGACUCUGAUCAGUCUGGCACAAUAACUAUCGACGAGUUUGAGAGGCUUUGGGAUUAUCUAUCUAAAUGGCAAGAGCGAUUCAAGGAGUUUGAUCUUGACAAGACAUUCACAAUAUCACUCACCGAAUUCGAUCUGGCGCUGAAGGCAUUCGGAUAUCGCUUGACGCCAGAUUUUACAAAAUUCGUGUUUAAUUCAUACGUCAAACGAUCAAAUGAUAUGACUUUCGAUCUCUUUGUCCAGUCCUGCGUCACUCUCCUACAUCUCUCGGCUAACUUUAACAAAUACGGGCCCGAUUCAAGAGGCACGAUACAGCUCAACUUUGAGCAGUUUAUGACAGAGGUGAUAAAUCUUCGGUGAUCUUAUCACUCUAUCUUUAGCUUUUAACGCUUUUUUGUAUGACUAUAUCCUUACUCUGAAUUUUGUAUGCCUAGAUUGUAAACUAUUUAAUUCCAACUUUUCCUCUGUAAUUAUAAUCUACA